AUAGCUGGUAUUAGCCUUCUUGGUAAACCCUGUGCGUCACUGUGCUGUAACCUCACAAUGAGACGAUAGAAUUGAUGGAUAAUUACGUUCCAUUUUAUGUUUCGUUCCGAUAGGCUCGCAUAUCUUGGAUUCAUCUUCGCCUUAUCUAUCCACCGUUUUACUCCGAGACCUAGAUCACGACAGAUGAGGGGGAAUAUGUAGGGGGGUCCGUGAGGUUAAUACGAGAAUAGAUACGUAUAUAAUACAGAGUCGCAUCAUGACCUAUGACGGGAGCGGACAGUCAUUCUUUACGCUAUCCUCCGGCUUCCACGCCUUUUCUACGGUUCAUAGUUGCUCAAUAUGGUGGCUCUUAGGACUUUUGUCGCCCUCGCGGGUCUGGCUGGCGUGCACGCUGAAGCUGCUCAAAGAUCGACAUACAAGGAUGGGGCCGAUCUUGUGCAGCCGAUGUUCAAAUCGCUGGACUUGGGCUCUGUCAAGCCGCUUGGUUGGUUUAAGGACCAGCUUGAGCUUGAGGCGGCGGGCUUGUCUGGGAAUAUGUUCGACUUCUACCGUUUCGUUCACGAUUCGAAAUAUCUAGGUGGAAAUACUGAGUAUUCGGGUCUAAGUGAAGCUUCCCCUUAUUGGUUCAACGGUCUUGUACCGUUGGCCUUCGGACUGGGCGACGACAGAAUUCGCGGCCAGGUUAAGUAUUAUCUGGACUACCUCCUUGACCACCAACAGGAGGAUGGAUGGAUCGGAUGGGAGACCACACAAGCGACAAGGGGAAUUUGGGCUCGCAACCUACUUCUAUUAGCACUUAUUCAGUACGCUGAAGCCGAUCCAACUGAGACAGAUCGUAUAGUGGAUGCCAUGCACCGAUAUGUAGUCCUUGCUCAUGAUAUGCUUCAGAACAACUAUACCGGUCUUCUUGUUCACGGUAAUGAUACAUAUGAUACAGCUGGCUUCGGAGUUGGUCGUACGCAUGAAAUGCACAUCCCUCUGCAAUGGUUAUUGGAAAGAUACCCUCGGAAUAAUUCGGAGAUUAUUUGGGAGACGAUGGACCUUAUGAUCGAAGGAGGUAAAUUGUGGGGAGCAGACUGGAGGACAUUUUGGACGGACGAAGCAUACCCUAAGGUCUAUGACGAUAAUACCCCGUACCACCUGAGCUGGGUUUUCCUUCACGGAGUGAAUAUGGCUGAAGGCUUACGGUACACAUUGUCAUUAUAUCGUAACACCGGAGACCAAGAUCUCAAGGACCAGACGAGGAAAGCGGUUGAUCUAUUAGCGCAGUACCACCGUUCACUCGCGGGCACAAUUAUCGCCGACGAAUAUAUCUCGGACUUAAAUCCCAGCCGAGGGGCGGAACUCUGCAUUGCGGCUGAGGUCAUGUUCUCCUCCGCCUACAUCUACCAAUAUCUAGGCGACAAUGACAUUGCCGACUGGGCGGAACAGACUGCCUUCAAUGCGUUCCCGGUCUCGGUCUCGGCGGACUGGUGGUCUCACCAGUAUGUCCAACAGGAGAACCAGCCAUGGGCUAGAAACCUCACAACCAACCAGAACUGGUUUGACGUCAACUCCUAUUCCAACGUCUUCGGCCUCGAACCCAACUACCCCUGCUGCACAGUAAACCACCCCCAAGCGUACCCCAAAUUCCUCGCCAACUCCUUCGCCACAACAGACGGAAAAGCCGGCCUAGCGCACCUCUUCCUAGUCCCCGGCACCGUCGCCGCAACCCUCGGCAACAACGGCGAAAACAACGUCGUACAAGCCAGCGCCAACACGACAUACCCCUUCGGCCACACGAUAACCUACACCGUAACCGCCGACCAGCCCGUCGACUUCUACAUCCGCAUCCCAACCUGGGUAAACAUAAGCCGGAGCACAAUCGACAUAAGCUCCCCGACUAGCACAACCUCCUCGCUAACCCUCUCCGCCGCCGCCUCUUCCGCCAAGACAUCCGCGCGUCCCAUCGGGCCCUGGGAACAAGGUCUGCUCCCCCUCGGUCUGCCCGCCGGCUCAUCGACGCUGUCCCUACGUCUCUCCACCACCCCCCGCAUCGUCCCGCGCGCAAACAACACAGUAGCGCUGUACUACGGCGCGCUGCUGUACGCUUUGGCAAUCGAGCACGACAUCGAAGACCGAGACCCGGUAGCCUACCGGACGGAAGAGAUCCUGCCGGCAAACACGACGGACCCGGAGGGCCGCACGCGCGACCAUUUCUACACGCCGAAGGCGGGGGCGCGGUGGAAUGUGGCGAUUGACCCGUCGCAGAUCCGGGUUGUGCGGAAGGCGGAGAACGGGAGUUUCGUCGAGCAUAACACGGAUGAUAUACUAGAGGUAAGCGAGGACGAGGUGGGGAACCCGGUAUGGGAUCUUGGGGGCCCUCCUGUGGAGCUGCGUGUUGCGGGUGUUGAGAUCGAUUGGCCGAUUGUCCUGGACACGGCGGCGGAUCCGGGGACUUUUGAUGUGAAGCCUACGGGGAAGCCGUUCUCGGCGCGGUUCGUGCCUUACGGGUCUAGUAAGCUACAUAUGGCUUUACUGCCUGUGGUUGAGCUGGACGACGUGGAUUUUGGUCUUUGAUAUGUCGAUUGGGAUACGGUAGAAUGAUUAGAUCAGAUUGUUUGUAGCAAAACAGAGCACAGAGAGAUAGCGAUAG
Annulohypoxylon maeteangense is the source of this 2635-nucleotide messenger RNA. RefSeq lists its product as uncharacterized. Bases 340 to 2559 code for a protein of 739 amino acids. NCBI's taxonomy places the organism in Eukaryota, Fungi, Ascomycota, Sordariomycetes, Xylariales, Hypoxylaceae. The record is from RefSeq and is a predicted model, not a curated record. The transcript has 8 exons.